Messenger RNA from Drosophila ficusphila, 5741 nucleotides. It is a transcript of the gene bon, whose product is annotated as transcription intermediary factor 1-alpha. Gene Ontology annotation, molecular function: zinc ion binding; protein binding; ubiquitin-protein transferase activity. Gene Ontology annotation, cellular component: chromatin; nucleoplasm. Gene Ontology annotation, biological process: positive regulation of DNA-templated transcription. Lineage: Eukaryota; Metazoa; Arthropoda; Insecta; Diptera; Drosophilidae. The record is from RefSeq and is a predicted model, not a curated record. Bases 683 to 4069 code for a protein of 1128 amino acids. The transcript has 10 exons.
UAAUUGAAUCCAAAAUGGCUGAACAUUUUUUGUACAGAAGAAGCGUCCAACGAGAGCAAACGCCGUGAGACCGUGUGAUUUCGCUGGAAAUUAAGCUAAUAAAAACGCACCAAACGCACUAACAACGUGAAUAAACAAUUAUAGCGCGUGUUAGCGAAAUGCCGCAGCCCAAAGAAAAGCGACGGCCAGACGGGAAAAUAGCGAAACUCGAACGAACGAACGUGUAUAUGUAAAACGAAAGUUGUGGAUGUCGCUCUGCGUGAAAGAGAGGGAGAAUAUUUUUGCAAGCCGAGAAGUCGAAGGUGAAAUAAAAAUGCAUUAGCAUCCAAAUGAAGACCCUAGCACUCGGUCCCUAAAGAAUAAACGAUAUAAAACUCAGCAAAAAAGCUUGUGAAAAUCCUACACUUGAAAUUGGCGUUGUUUUUGCUUUCGCUCGCGUGUGUGUGUUGGUGCGCGCGCCUGUGAAUGUGUGUGCAUUGGAAUGGAUUAACUACCCAAUUUAAUCCAAAACAAUUACCCCCAAAAAUUGUAGUCACAACAUAAUUACCAUAAUGCUGUUCCAAACAGACAGCAGCUGUUGAGCAAACUUUUGGCGACCAAAAUUGCGCUAUAAUUAGCACGCCCACAUUUUAAACCACCAAAAAUUGUCGCCCACGCGGUGAAAUCUUAGGAUACAGUCGACAUGGAAAUGGAUUUGGAGCAGCUGAAGAACGAUUUCCUGCCACUGAUCGCCGGAAUCAAGCAGGAGCAGCUGGACGCCGUGCCCACGGAUGUUCUGCCUCAGAUGAGCACGCCCAGCACGGCCAGCGGAGCACCCACCACCUCGUCCUUGAGCUCCUCUUCCUUGAGUCUCAGCAAUCCGUGCGACAGCGCCGAAAAGAGGUCGGAGUCAAACUCAUCAGCAUCGGCCAAAUUCACCAUGUUCAAGUGCGUCUACUGCGCCCAGCUGCUUGGAUCCAAUGACCGGCCCAAGCUGCUCGAGUGCCUCCAUGUGGCCUGUGCCCAGUGCGUGAGCACUAAGUUCUCGGAGCUGGACCGCUCCCUUCCGCCGCUGAUCCACUGCCCGGUGUGCGACAACGCCUCGACCAGCGAGUACAUCGUGGACAACCAGUUCCUGAUCGAGCAGUUCGCUGCCGGAGACAGUGGCGAUGGACUCGGCAAUUUGGCCGGCGAGGGUCAGAAGAGCUCGGCUGCGGCGAGCAUCCAGUGCAGCAGUUGCUCCGAUGGGGCGGUGGCCACAUCGUGGUGCGUCGACUGCUCGGAGUACAUCUGCGACAGUUGCGUGCAGGCCCACCAGCGCCUGAAGAUAACCAAGGACCACACGAUCAAGCCCAAGGAUGAGGCCAACAACGAGCAGCUGGCCGGAGCUGCCGGGGUGGACAAGCUGCACAUGUGCCAGCUGCAUCCGCAGGAGAAGCUAUCUCUGUUCUGCGAGACCUGCGAUAAGCUCACGUGCCGCGAUUGCCAGCUGAGUGACCAUCGGGAUCACAAGUACAAGUUCGCCCACGAAAUCGCCACGGAAUCGCGCCAGGCGCUGUCCACACUCGUCUCCGAGAUCAACUACAAGCGGUUCCUCCUAUCCUCGGCCACCAAGGUGAUCGACGACCGCCAGCAGUUGAUCCACGACAAAAAGAAGGACCUGAUCAAGGAGAUAACAGCGAUGGCGGUGAAGAUUACCAACACGGUGAAUACCCGUGGCAAGCAGCUAAUCAUGCGACUCAACGAGGUGUGCGACAGCAAACUGAAGGUGCUGGUGGAGAAGAAGGAGACGCUGCAGCUGCUGUCCGACAACACGGACCACUGCAUCGACUUUAUGCAGAACGCCCUGGAUAAGGGCAGCGACUUCGCCAUCCUCUCGAGCAAGAAGUCGCUGGUGCGCCACCUGCAGAAGCUCAAGUGCCAGCGGGCGGACAUCCCCAACCCGGAGAUCCCGGUGCGCAUCCAGGUGCAGCUCAACCAGGUCUCCGAUCUGCAGAAGGUCAUCUCGCAGCUGGGCAUCAUCAUUGUGGACGGCAAGCCCUACCCGCCGACGCAAUCGCCCAACGGCACGCCCCAGCCACAACAUCCCCCGCGCCAGCAGCCCAGUCCGAACAUGGCACCGCCCCUGCGACCGGGUCUUCCACCCGGAAUGCCAGCCGGCCUCUCGCCGAAUGGUCCGCCCGUCAACUUUGGACCACAGAACGGACCGCCGCUCUACAGCAACGCUGCCCAGCAGCAGUUCAACAAUCUGUCCAUGAGUCGCUCUUUUCCGGGCGACGGGUCAGGUAAGGUUCGCUUCGGGGGAAUGCCGCCAGUGGGCAUGCAACGACACGGACAGCCGCACGUGAGCUCCUCCACGCAUCCGCAGAAUAUGGACAUCAGCCUGCGGGGCCUGCUGAACAACCAGGCGGCGCAGAGCCCCAACGCCCACAUGGUAUUCAAUGGCCCGCCCAGCUAUCCGGGCGGGCCGCAGGGAGCACCGGCGCCGGCCCACCAGCAGAUGGGCCCCCAGAUGCGGCCGCAUUUCAUGCCCGGCCAGCAGGGUUUCUCGCAGGGCGGUGGCUCCGGAGGCGGGCCACGGGACGGCAACUUCAUGAGCAGCAAUGCGCGCUUCCAAUCGCAGUACCAGCGGAUGGCCAACCACGCCCAGCAGGCGGCGGCGGCAGCGGCCAUGGCAGGCGGUGGAGGCGGACAGAUACCCUCGCCGGGUGCACUGCAGCGACCCCCGAUGAUGUCGAAUCCCAUGCAGAACGUCAGUGGAAUGCAAAAUUCGUUGGGGUUUCCUGGGAGCCAGGCUGGCUUUAAUGCCGGCCCACCGCAGACCUCCCCGCAGUUAGGAGGCGGCGGCAUGCACAGCCUGGCCAAGUGGCACAUCCCGCAAUCCGCGCAACAGUCGAACAUGUGUUCCCAGCAGGGUCCCCUUUUGCCUUUUGCGAAUGGCCGCCAGACAUCGGAAAAUUUUAAAAUCUCUCUGAAAUCGCCAAACACGCUCAAGAACAGCACCCCGCCCAGCCUGGGGGGCGGUGGUGCGGGACAUUCGGGCCACGGAAACGGCUCCUCCAGUGCCCAACUGAACGCAGCUGCCCUGGGAUUGGGGCCAGCCGUUUCUAUACUCUCAAACGUCACUUCGACGAAUCCAAAGACGCCGAGUCCCAGCACUCAUGAGAACACCAAGGACUUCACCGAACCCAUUGAUAAGGUGCGCGAUGACUCGAUCAACGAUCUGAUUGCCACCAUAGCCAAGUUGGACUCGAAUGGGGUGCAGGUGUUGCCGGAGGGUCGCACCAAGACCACCUCACCGCAGGUGCACAGCUCGACGGAUCUGUCCAACACGCAGGAAGUUAAUAAUAAAAACGAACAAAAAGAUGAUCCCAACGAGGACUGGUGCGCCGUUUGUCUGGACGGCGGCGAGCUGAUGUGCUGCGACAAGUGUCCCAAGGUGUUCCACCAGAACUGCCACAUCCCCGCGAUCAGUUCGCUGCCCGACGAGAGCGAAAGCUGGCAGUGCCUCUUGUGCGUCAACCUUAAGGAACUGACCAAGGCGGAGGGCAGUGAUAAGAGCUCCACCGGCGAGCUGAGCGCCCUGGAACUGCGCAUCCUCCAGCGCAUCUGCCUCGAGCUGUACUGCCAGUACGAACAGAGCCUCAAUUUCCGGGAGCCGGAGUCGCCGGCCAACACUUCCUACUACGAGAUUGUGUCCAGUCCCAUGUCGCUGGAUGUGAUCCGCACCCGCCUGGAUCCCUCCAGUCCCAACCACUACAAGGACAUUGCCGGGUUUGUGUCUGACGUGCGUUUGAUUUUCUCCAACACCUACCUCUUUUAUCAGGAGGACACGAAAACAUAUUCGAAUGCCAAAUACUUGGAGAACUUCUUCGAGGAGCAGCUGGCCAAGUGGCUGCCACAGUUCGAGGGAAGCAAGCAGCUGGGCAAAGGCAGCACAUCCAACUCGCCGGCGCUGUUGGGCGUAAAUGCGACUGGUACUCCGUCGCCCAUUGAAAAUGGACGGAAAAGCUGCGGCUCGGCUUCCUUGGGCGACAGCGACAGUGGCUGCUUGCCAGCGAAGAGGGCGCGACGUACGGGGCACGAAUAGAACGAGCUGAUGCCCGGCGGAAGGGGCACAAACGGGGAGCCGUCGGCGGAGACGGGGCAGCAGCGCCGCCAGGAGGAGCAACAGCCGGGUCAGCAGCAACUGUCUGGGGUCCUGGAGGAGUUCGACUUGGAGAUGCCGCAGCGACCGCACAGCCUGGGCAGCAAUGUUAUCCAGGAGAGUGCCGACUAUGUGCUUCAGCUUUUGCACGCAUACGCCGCCGCCUUUGGACUGUAGACGCCGCAGAAGCUACAUAUCCGAAUUUCCCUCUAAUGUAGGCUUCAUUGUACUUGGUGGGGGCGAUCGACCCAUAGGCUUCCUCAAAAACCUGGAUCAAGUAGCAGCUAAAGCAUAUUUUAAACGCAACUGUAAAUAGUAAAUCAAGCAAGUCAUUUGAUAUGAUUUUAUUUGUACGUACAAUGGAGCAAAUUGAACCCUUGGGCGAUCGAGAAUUGAAAUGAGAUAUGUUUAGCUAAAUUCUAAGUGUUGAAUAUCCGUAAACAUUGAUAUAAUUAUAAUAUAACUAUAACUAUAAAUAUGUAUACCUUUCUGUAGAGAAACAAGUAGAGAUUAAAACUAGUUGUAAGUGUUCAGUUUCGAGUGAAAUCGUCAUCCUUAUUUCACUGUUUAGUAUUUGAGAUAGACCCCGUUCUGACCCAUCUCUGUUGGAAUUGUAUUUACUUUUGUGAUAGCGAAAAACAAUAAGAUGAACAAAUUACCCAUUAUUCAUUAAUAUUAUUAAUACCAUUAAAUUAAAAGCUGUGCCGCAGUUAUACAUUUAUUUCGAAUUUGACAUGUACGAUAUUUAUUGACCGCUAACCAUCCAUCAGUAGGACCCGAUAGGGACCCUCAUGUGCAACCCAAGCCUCUGCUCAUCCCAAGAACAGCAUACAUUCGUAUACCAUGUAAGAAGACACUUGAAAUAAGUUAGCUGCAUUCUAGACGUCUAAGUUCCGCAGUUGAAUCAAACCCUUAAGUUACGGAUAAGCAAAAAAUUGAUGUUGGAUGUUGUACGUUUGACGUAGUAGCAUACAGUAGGUGUAAGGAGUGAGUAGCUCUAUUUAUUAGCAAUCGACUGGCGGGGAUCGACUCCCGCGGUCGAUGUACAUACUGAUCUAUACAUACUUCCGAAAAAGAAUCACCCCUUCAUAUACAUAUAGAUAACUUUAACCGAACGUGUGUGUAGUUUUAUAUGAUGCCCGAUUGAAACUAAAACAAAACCAAAUCAGCUAAGGUCAAUAUUUUCAUAGAUAUUUUCAAUGCAAGACACCCAGAACAGAUACGAACAGAAUCCUCACUGGACAACUACAAAAGUAUAUUUAAACUAAAUGAUAAAACGGCUACUACUCCUAAUGGCGCCACAAUAGGUACGAUAAGGGGGCGGAAGUAUAUUUAUGAAAUUAAAUAGCCAUGCAUAAAUGUUUGUACAACGUUCUCAAAUGUGUGCUAUCCUAUCAAAAGUAAAAGCUAAGCAAAACAAAACUAGAGCGAGCAAAGGUAGAUCAUGCGUAGCAUCUGCGAAUGUUUGUAUGUUAUAUGUGAAACUAUGGAAAUUAUUUUAUCUGUUUUAGCCGUAAGUUUUACGAUAACUAAAGAUUAACCACUGUAUAUGGAUGUACUACUUACUAUCGAGUGGAAUAUAAAACAAUAAAAAACUUCAUGUACUACGCUGAAA